Molecule: messenger RNA, 1907 nt
Organism: Nanorana parkeri
Lineage: Eukaryota; Metazoa; Chordata; Amphibia; Anura; Dicroglossidae
Product: A disintegrin and metalloproteinase with thrombospondin motifs 20-like
Exons: 12
Biological process (GO): extracellular matrix organization; proteolysis
Cellular component (GO): extracellular matrix
Molecular function (GO): metalloendopeptidase activity
Source: RefSeq, a predicted model, not a curated record
GGCAGGCACUCCGCACACACGGCCGGCUGCUGAAGCGGGAGCAGCUGUGAGGGCUCCCCGGGGAUUGGAGGGGCGCAGGUUGGGGGGGAGAGCGAAGCAGGGAGCCCUGGUUUUCUCUUCUGUCCGGGGGAGAACAUGCUGGUUGCAAACUGGUUGGCGGGGCUGAUCUGUCAUCUUUGCUUUCUGCACACUCGGUCCUUGGAAUACCGGCUUCAUCCCAAGCAAGCUAAUUUUGUGAAAACCCUUUCUUCAUAUGAAAUUGUCAUACCUUCUCGAGUAAAUGACCUUGGAGAAGCCUUCACACUUAACCAGCAUUUCAGAAGAAGGAAAAGAAGCACAGACCUUCAAUCUUCACAGAGACAUGUUAACAAAACAUAUUAUUACUUUUCUGCCUAUGGACAGCACUUCCAUUUUAACCUUACCAUCGAUGCAAACUUUAUUUCCGACUCUUACAGUGUUGUCCAUAUUGGAAAACCACGUUAUGGCCACCUUGACUCAUCAGACCUCAAGCAUUGUUUUUACAGUGGGCACGUCAAUGGUUUGGAGGAACAUUCAGCUAUCCUGAGUCUUUGUGGUGGAAUGAUUGGCACUUUCAAAGCACAUGAUGGGGAGUAUUUUCUAGAACCAUUGAUGAAAUAUGACGGCAAAGAACAUGAAGAUGAGCACAGCAAACCACAUCUUCUCUACAAAAAGCAACAAAAGUCGGGGGAGCCUUUUGGAAAGGCAGAUCUGAACUGUGAGACUGCAGACUCCGACAUGAAGAAAGAUGUGGUGCCUGUUCAUGUUUCAAAUAACGUUGGACAAGAUAUUGCCAUGUUUUCAAAUUUGGAACUUUCUCCAUCUUUAAUACUUCAAAAUGCCACAAAAGAUGAGGUUGCAAACGGGAUGCACAUAAGAAGAAAGCGCUUUAUAUCUUAUCCCAGAUAUGUGGAACUUAUGGUCACAGCAGAUGCAAAAAUGGUGCGACAUCAUGGCCGAAACCUACAGCACUACAUUUUAACUCUGAUGUCAAUAGUUGCUGCUAUUUAUAAAGAUCCAAGCAUUGGGAAUCUCAUUCAUAUCUUGAUUGUAAAGCUUAUAGUAAUUCACAGUGAACAGGACGGACCAGUAAUUACCUUUAACGCAGCUACAACUCUUCACAACUUUUGUGUUUGGCAAAGAACACAAAAUAUUCCUGAUGAUUCUCACCCCUCUCAUUAUGAUACAGCUGUCCUCCUUACUAGAGAAGACAUUUGCAGAGCCAGUAAUAAAUGUGAUACUUUAGGGUUAGCUGAAUUAGGAACAAUGUGCGACCCUCACCGCAGCUGCUCUAUCAGUGAAGAAAAUGGUUUAGGUGCUGCAUUCACUAUAGCUCAUGAACUUGGGCAUGUCUUUAAUAUGCCGCAUGAUGAUAGUUCAAAAUGCAAAGAAAUAGGAAUUAAAAAUGAAUUUCAUGUGAUGUCUGCGGUCUUAAGUCAUGAUACAAGCCCAUGGACAUGGUCUAAAUGCAGCCAGAAAUAUGUUACCGAGUUCCUAGAUACAGGCUAUGGGGAAUGUCUGCUUGAUAAGCCCAGUGGACGGGUUUAUGAAUUUUCACAUCAGUUACCUGGUGUAGUUUACGAUGCUAAUAAGCAAUGUGAACUGAUAUUUGGCAGCGGCUCACAAGUAUGCCCCUAUAUGAAACAGUGCAAGAGACUAUGGUGUACCAGUACUGAAGGAAUGCAUAAAGGAUGUUUUACACAACACAUGCCUUUGGCGGAUGGAAGUGACUGUGGACAUGGAAGGCAUUGUCGCAGUGGCCUUUGUGUUGACAGAGUUGAUGCUCGUUCUAUUGAUGGUGAAUGGGGACCUUGGGAGCCAUAUAGUUCAUGUUCAAGAACCUGCGGUGGUGGAAUUAAAACAUCCUCUAGAAGCUGCAAUCAACCUGA